This is a messenger RNA of Cydia fagiglandana, 4683 nucleotides long. RefSeq names its product homeobox protein dve-1 (gene dve). The transcript is spliced from 6 exons. Lineage: Eukaryota; Metazoa; Arthropoda; Insecta; Lepidoptera; Tortricidae. Gene Ontology annotation, biological process: chromatin remodeling; regulation of transcription by RNA polymerase II. Bases 340 to 2472 code for a protein of 710 amino acids. The record is from RefSeq and is a predicted model, not a curated record. Gene Ontology annotation, molecular function: DNA-binding transcription factor activity, RNA polymerase II-specific; RNA polymerase II cis-regulatory region sequence-specific DNA binding.
CAAUCAAAAGAGAGGCGAUAAUCUGAUGCAGAUAACGCCGGUUCCACCGUACGUAACAAAUUAAGCAGUACGUAGCAAUCUGCGAAUUACAAGUGUAAAUAACGCCGCCGCCCAUCCACCACCGUGGGCCGGGCUUUGCUGCGAAAAAAAGAAACUCGUUAAAAAUAGCGGCUUAAAAAAGAAAAGCGCUGAAACGGGAAGCUCGGGUGGUAUCGGUUUUUCGCGCGGGCGGUUCGCUGGGCGGGGCCGAACGUUAGUAGCGCGCCGGCGGUCGGCCCGAGUGCACGCGCGUACGUCCAGUGAUUUAUCGGCAUGUCGAUGUCGUCGUGAAUCGGAAAGAUGGACUUUCAAAGUGCUAUGGAGACUUUUGCUGAGGCAUGGGCUGCGGCCAACACGGUGAAGACGGAGGCGGCCAAUGAAUUGGCGCAGAAUCUAACAUCAGAGCUUCGGCGCAGCAAGACGCCGCCGAGACGCUCACCUGAGGAACGCGCGCGCCCGCCAUCGGCGCCAGCACACCACGAGCGCCACGCGCCGCUCUCGCCCAAGAAAGAGGCCUUCAAUAAUCUGCUCAACAAGGGUAUCUCCGGUAAAACGCUGCCAGUCCAUUGCGUGGUGGAGGCGGUCUCGUCGCUGGAGGAGGGCGCGUGGAGGCGGCGGUCAGUGGUGGAGACGGACAGUUACGUCAUCAUCCCCGCCGCCACGGCGUUCCACGAGCUAGUGCCCGCCGCCAUGAUGAGGCUGGGGUACCCGCAUGAGCUCGCCGCCUCGGCCAAAGGUUCAGUGGUAAUCAACAAUUGGAAGCCAUUACCAUUCGAGCGCAUCUCCGACGGACCCCUGGCCACGGUCGGCGAGGUCUUAGGGGAGCUGACCACAGUGGCGACGCUCCGUAUUCAGCUGCUGCGGGCGCGGCAGACUCCGCUGCAGGAUAUCAAGGACAAGCUGCUUAGACUGCUGCUGGUGCAGAGCAGGCCGCUCUUGAUGUCUUCUGGAUGCCCUUUGGAUGAGGUGACGUUAGCUCAAAUAUGUAGGGGCCAAGACAAGCCGCCCGGGCCUCACAACUUCCAUGAGCCAUCGGAAGAGAUGCGUAGAAAGUUUGAAUCCUGGUGGAGUGCCCAGGUGUCUCCACGCCCGCCACCAUUCAGCCCUCGACGGUAUCCUUCUCCGGGGCCUAAAAAUCGCUCACCCACACUCGCGAUGCCUGAUCACUUGCAUCCAGCACUACAAACCGUUCAAAGCCAAUAUCCAACACAGAAAACUCGAAUGCGAACAAGUUUUGACCCAGAAUUAGAGUUACCCAAGCUGCAACGCUGGUUUUCAGAGAACCAACACCCUACUAGACAGCAAAUACAACAGUAUGUCCGGGAACUUAAUAACUUGGAGUCGAGACGUGGCAGAAAACCUCUUGACGUUAACAAUGUCGUUUACUGGUUCAAAAACGCGAGAGCAGCACAAAAACGUGCUGAAUUGCGUAACAUCGGUGGUAUUGGUUGCCAUCUCAACGGCUUUAGUAGUAGAAGCCACAGUCCGAGUAACGGUUCUUUGAUGGCUGGAGGCGAUGGGUACCCACAUGAUCAUAACUCUAUGAAGAGUCCAUUGCAACUAUCAGGGAGUCCUGGCCGAUACCCCAUGUCAGUCAUGUCUGAGGACAACUUAUCCAAUGCUGGAUCUGAUUUGGACGAUGAAGGUGGUGACGUGAAUCCUGAUGACCGACCAGAAAGCCCAGAAGCGCCACUUUCCCUGAUUACUACAAAAAAGAAUAAUGGCACCGAAGAGCAUGAUAAAAAGUCACCAAAACCUCCGGAUAUAAUUAAGGUGCACGACAUUAAACAAGAACCAAGAGACCUAAGUAAACCUGACCAAGAACACUCACCGCACCGUUCACCGGCAAAGAACAGCGAUAGUUCGCAUAAUAACAACAACAAUGAUGAAGAAAACGGGGUGGUUGACGACCACGACAACGCUUCCGAUGACGACGUUGUCCAGGAGCGUCAUUACCGGCCUUCCUCCCCACACCUCGACCGCUUACCCUUUCCCAUGGUGCCGAACCACCCUAUGUUUGGACAUGGAAUCAUGUACAUGAGUCAAUACAUGACGGGGUUUCCAGGUGUUGGUGGGGUUCCCGGUGAAGGCGCUAGCGGUCUGAAUCUCGCCCUUGCCGGCGCUUCAGAUGAGCGGCGAAAACGCAACCGCACAUUCAUAGACCCAGUCUCCGAGGUACCAGUCCUUGAGCAGUGGUUCUCAAUGAACACUCAUCCUUCGCACAAUCUCAUAUUGAAGUACACGGAAGAGUUGAACAGAAUGCCAUACAGGCAGAAGUUUCCGAGGCUGGAAUCGAAGAACGUGCAAUUUUGGUUUAAGAAUCGCCGGGCGAAGUGUAAGAGACUGAAGAUGUCUCUAUACGAGCCUUCUUCGCCUUCGCACUAUACACAUCCAGGGCAUCCUCACGCCCUUGCUGAACGUAAAAUGGUCUGAACAUUGCGCAUAUUAACUUAAAGCAGCAAAGUAUCUUAGUGUUGUGAUUCCACCUAACAAGUUACAAUUACGUAGAAGGUAGACGAGAGAAGUGAUUCCAUUAAAAAUUGAAUGACGCUGUAUCAGAAAGACUGAGUUCAAUUGAAUUGUCUAUGGUGUCGAGUGCCAUGUUAGUAUUUAAUGGUAGCUACGUCAGGUGGCCGUUUUAUAACAGCAUGCAAUCUGUAAAACAAAGACUUUCUUUCUAACAAAUAUAGGUCAAAGAGAGUAGGUACCAUGUGGUUUAUAGGUUACUGACGUUUAUAAUUAUUAAUUAGGCACCCAGGUAAUCCGUGCUGAUGGUCAAUGUACUCUGUUGAAACGCUAAAGAGUAGGCAUAGGCACGUAUAAAGUUAAAUUACCUAUUGAUAUAAACAACUUGCAAUUCUAAUAAGUUUCGUAGUGCUUGUACAUAGCUAGUUGUACAAAACAAAAAGCGGCAAUUAGUAAACGAAUCUCAAAUAUAGUAUGGUACUUAAAUUGUUGUACCUACAGCAACUGUCAACCUAAAGGUAUGUACAGCUUUUUUAAUUAGUUUGUAUCUCAAUUCUAUUUAAUUUAUAAUUAAACUAAGUAAAAUAUCGAAUAUAGUUAAUUAACAAUGAAUACUCUCAUCAUAACUCCGAUUAAACCAAACUUUAGGUGUAUUGUAGACGAAAUUGUAAGAAUGGUAUUCAAUGUUAUUCUUAUCAUGUAAAUUUAUUGUAAAAUAAAUGGAUGUGUCAUUUAGAUUAGAUUACGUAGGUUUAUUAAACUUAUUGCACAUAGUAGUUUUAACGAAACUAAAGUUUCGCUAAUAUCGACCUUGGUUGGUCGAGCAGAUUUGAUGUUCCUAGACUUAGUAUGGUCGUAACAACAUUCUUUAGCUUCUCUAUCUUCACGCUAAGAAGCCAGUUUGUAUUCAUCAUCACUACCUAUAUAUUAUCUUUCAUAUUGCAGAGAGGGCUACAAUGAUUCUAGAAAAAUCUUGAACAGAUUUUCUAGUCAUAUAUUGAACAAUGUCAGAUGUCGCUCAUAUUAAAUUGAUCAUUCAUUUUCAUGCUUCCUCAAUCCAAAGAUUGGUUAUGUUUGUAUUAUGAAUAUGUAAGAAGAAUAUAUGUAAUUACCUACUUACAAAGAGUAUCAAGUUUUUUGGUUACUUUCUGAAAGUCGUCGAAAAUACAUUUUGUUAAUCUAGUUAAGUACUUACAUACUUCCUCUUGUGUAAAAAAAAGUUUUCAUUUUUUUUUCUUUUUUAGAACUUUAAUUUUCGUCAUCAGAUAUUAUUUCCUCACAUAAUCUGUAAGUAAAACAUACGUUCCAAGUAUUAAUUCUAUCUUCGAUAAAUUCUUACUCUGUCCACAGACUAUGCAUGAUUAAUACACUACAGUAUUUUACAAGCAGCAAUAAGACGUUCCAAAUACAUAGUACUUUAACAAUAAGUAUUGAAUCGCCAAAUAGACUACAAUAAACAAUAUUACAGUAUUUACGCAUUUAUUGAUGGAGGCUGUAUUAAGAAAUGUUUUUGACCUACACAAUUAUUGUUUUAUAGUUUUUAGAUAAUUAUGUAUACUGCAUUAAUUGUAAUAUUUUACUGUGGUUAUAAAGUAAACGUGAAAAAAGGGGAACUUACAUGGGUAUCUACCUACUUACCUACGGGACAUAGGUAAGGAUAAUGUUCGGUUACUCUAUAAUCUUGUAAAUCUCAAAUUUUCUUGUUCCCUCGUAUUUUUUUGUGACUAACCUAGGUACGAUUUUCGACGUUACGUAUCUCUUCGAUUUAAAGAAUAUAAACUUGAAGGACUAUAUGGGGUGUAUUAUUUAGUCGACUGUCAAAUUCGGCAAUAAACAGUGUUAUUCUAAAUACGUCGUUGCUGACUGUCGGCAAAAGUAACUGCGGAGUAAACUCGGCCGUGAUGUUACAAUAAAUGCAGUAUGCAGUAACUACAACGCUACAGACGAAAUGUUUUGUUAUUUCCAUGUUAUAUGCUUGUUUAGUGAAGCUGUGAUGAACUCCCAAAUAUUGUAAAUAUUUUAUUAAUGUUUCUAAGGUUGAUAUUGUAAACUAUGUCACUAGGCUCUCGCGGACUAAGUAGCAUUUAUUGUUUAGUUAACGAAGAUAUUGACUAAAUGUUUAUUCCACUCAAUUUAAAUAUACGGAAAAUCAAUUGAUUAUAAUUAUUACAAUAUAAA